Molecule: messenger RNA, 1946 nt
Organism: Cheilinus undulatus (humphead wrasse)
Lineage: Eukaryota; Metazoa; Chordata; Actinopteri; Labriformes; Labridae
Gene: trappc6b
Product: trafficking protein particle complex subunit 6B
Exons: 6
Coding region: 210-686 (158 amino acids)
Biological process (GO): regulation of GTPase activity; endoplasmic reticulum to Golgi vesicle-mediated transport
Cellular component (GO): trans-Golgi network; cis-Golgi network; TRAPP complex
Source: RefSeq, a predicted model, not a curated record
AAAAAAGCACAAUAAGGAAGUAGCAGGGAGCGUUCUGUGUUUGUGUGUUUAAUAUAGUUCCCGUUUAAUGUGCAUUAAAGCGUUUUAGUCUUUAGUUUGUGUAAUUUAUUAUGUUUGCUACAGUGUAAGUGUCACGGUGAUUGAGCUACUGACAGACUGUUAGUUAGCUAGCUACUGCUGCUGUUUUAAGAGGAGGAGGAAGAAGAAGAAUGGCAGACGAGGCUCCUUUCCAGUUUUUACAUAACGAGUUGAUUCAGUACAUCUAUAAGACGGCUGAGAACGGAGAAGCGGAAAAUGGCAGGAAUAUCACCAAACUGGAGACUAUGGGCUUCAGAGUGGGGCAAGGACUCAUAGAGAGACUAACUAAAGACACGGCUCGCUUCAAAGACGAGCUGGACAUCAUGAAGUUCAUCUGCAAAGAUUUCUGGACCUGUGUGUUUAAGAAGCAAAUCGACAACCUUCGUACCAACCACCAGGGCAUCUACGUUCUGCAGGACAACAAGUUCAGAUUACUGAGUCAGCUGUCUGCGGGGAAGCAGUAUCUGGAUCAAGCUCCAAAGUACCUGGCCUUCACCUGCGGUCUGGUGAGAGGAGGGCUGUCUAACCUCGGAGUGAAGAGCAUCGUCACAGCUGAGGUCUCCGUCAUGCCUGCAUGUAAAUUCCAGGUGAUGAUCCAGAAAAUGUAGCAGCCAUCAAUGCCACUCUGCUCUCAUCUUUGCCUUCAUCGUUCUUUGUCAUGAAAGGGAAGUGCCACGCAUCUUUAUGACCUGUAAAUAACACUCAUGUGUGAGGACCACACUGAUUUUAUUAUCUUAAUGAACAAACACUAUUUAAUGCCAUGAUGAUUUCUGAAGAGAUUAUUGAUCAGGUUUUAUUCUGAGAGAUUACAACAGAAUGAAUGUUUGACUCUGAGCUAAACUGCACAAUGACAGGCCUCUUUAUCUAUAAGGAAUGAUAAUCAUUUUAAUUAUAAUUACAAUGUAUUGAGUCAUGUUUGUGUAGAAUUGUACUGCAUUCACUUGAGGAAAUAAAAAUCAGUUUUUCUGAAUUAAUGAGGAUUUUAACCUGUUAAUUCAUAAAAACAGCCCUUUUCUACUUGAAUUAGCCAGAUAGUUAAGAGAGCUAAAUUUGGAGAAUUUGGGGAUUUAAAUUUAACUUUAAUUAAAAAAUGGCCAUUCCUAUGUUAUAUUUAUUUUUAUGGAAUCCCUCCUAUAUUUCCAACUUUUUGCAAGGUGCUGCUUUUCUAACAGACCAUGAUUAUUCUCUGACAUCUGUUACAUAUUCUGCCACCCAAGCCUCCAUGAAACAUUUCUAAGUUAAGUAGAGGCUAAUCAUCUCUGCCUUCCUCCUCUGCUGACCAAAUUAAACUGAGGAGUCUUUACAACAAAAACUUCACUCUGUAAGGUUUAUUAACUAUUUAAUUUUGCUGAUGAUUUUCACAUAAUAAGGGAGAAAUGCCUAUAAUAUCAUAGCAUCUCCACUCUUUUAUUUCACAAGUGAAUGCAGUACUCUCUGCAUUUGUAUUUUUAAAUAUAUAUAUGUUACAAAAGGAAACACAUGUCUUGCUUUAACCUCACAAGUGAGUCAAAAGCAGAAGGUGUCUGGCUCUAAAAGCUUUUUUAUGUCAGCAGUUGAUUUAACAAAUAAAUAUAUAUAUUCAUGUAUGUAUAAAGAUCUAACAUUAAUAUAUAAAAUAAGGACAUGGAGCCAAGCUUUAAUAACCAGAUGAAGGGUUUAAAAGAGGAAGAGAGAGAUUAUAUGAAGAACUGUGUCCUUAGACUGGUGAUUUAAACUGAACUAAUGCUUAUAUCUGACCACAGAUAUUCUCCACAGACUAACCGUCAUAAGCGUAGCACUGAUCAUGGUCAGCUUUAUUACUAAAGCAUGAAAACUUCAUACACCAUGUUAUAAAUGGAUCUGUUUUUAAUAAAGAGGGUUUUUUUAAA